Molecule: messenger RNA, 1167 nt
Organism: Gregarina niphandrodes
Lineage: Eukaryota; Apicomplexa; Conoidasida; Eugregarinorida; Gregarinidae
Product: putative oocyst wall protein
Exons: 1
Coding region: 1-1167 (388 amino acids)
Source: RefSeq, a predicted model, not a curated record
AUGAGACACCUUUUCACCCUUGGAUCUAUCGCCACUUUUGCCGUCGCUGGCCCUUAUGAGGCCCGACCUGCCAACGUUGACUGUCCCGUCGGAUACACGCUCGUUGGCAAGAAAUGCGAACAGAACACUUUUCAGCCGGCGCAAGUCACUUGCAGCCUGGGUCAGUUGCAGGGGAAUCGAUGCAUUACCACCGUUCCCCCCAUCCAGACCUGCCCAAUUGGAUCAACUCAGGAAGGAAACGUUUGCAAGAUCUUCCAAUAUGACCAACCUCGUCCGGAGUGCCCUAAUGGAUUCCAUCUUGAAGGAGCAUCCUGCGUUCAGAAAAAGCAACUACCCGUCACGGAGGUUUGUGAUGUUGGUCGCCCGGAUGGCAGAGGACAGUGCGUCAACACUGAAGUCGUCAGCCAGGUCAUCAAGAAAGUCUGUCCCUCCGGUUUCCAAGAUGAAGGUCAUGGAUGCGUUAAAACUACUACUUAUGACUGCAGUCCUGACGAAGUAUCUAUUCCGAAGCCCGUCUUCGUGCAUCCUGCUCCUGUGACUAAGGAGACUGCGGUGGCGCAGCCGCUUCCCCUGUUCACCAACUACAAGAAGAAGGGCUGGAAGAGAAUGCUUGGCGCCAAGAAAUCGUACGCUCCAAUCAACAUUGCUCCUGUCGCUCCUGCCCCCAGCAAGGGAGCCGCGCCGAUUGUCAUCAAGUCCCAACCAAUGGCUCCGGUGCCUCCGUCCAAUGUUGCUGUGGUGAAGCAACUUUGCCAGCGGGAGGAUUAUGCUCCGUACGUCAUCGAACACUUCUGCCCACAAGGCUAUGCUCCCCAUGGUGAAGGAUGCGCUGCUACCGCUACAUAUCCUAUGAGCGCACGGUGCAUUAACGGAAAUUCUAUUGAGGCUUGUUUCGAACCCAAGAUUGCUCCCGUCAGCAUGCACUGCAACGUGGGAGCUCUUGUUGGCGAUAAGUGCGUGGUUGCUGAAACAAUCAACUUGGAAACGGUUUGCCCUGCUGGAACUGAACGAGUUGGAGGCGCUUGCCAACAAAUCACGACUCCCAACGUUGCCUGCCCUCCUGGAACUAUCCUCGAGGGUAACAACAACUGUGUUGGGAAAGCUUACACUGAGCCCAUUGGAACUGUCACCACCACCUGCACUGGCAAGGCCUGCUGGCAGCAUUAG